Messenger RNA from Chironomus riparius, 2562 nucleotides. Lineage: Eukaryota; Metazoa; Arthropoda; Insecta; Diptera; Chironomidae. The record is from the annotation of a GenBank genome assembly.
AUGAGUUUCACAAACACCCCAAUAUCAUAUCUUGAUGAAAAUAAAUAUGAUUCUGAUCGUCUUCUUGCUAUGAAAUACAUAAAAGAACGCGAAGAACGUGCAUCUACUGUUCAAAAUAUAUUGGCUCCAAUAACACAACAAGAUGAAUUUAUUUUUGAUAUUUCUCGAAAUGAUGAUGGAAGUGACAUAUCCGAACUAUCAGAUCCAUUUGCAGAGCUUGGUGGAAAUAUUGUGAUGAGUGCCGAGAAUAAGCAAAAGAGAAGAUUAAGUAAAGUCGAAGCAGAUACUUUGGAAUUAACUCAAGUGAAAGCUCCACAUAUCGAUAUAGAACAGAUUAUGGAAGAUAAAGAGAAAAGUUUUGAGAGUGAGGAUGAUGAAGUUUUACAAGAGGUCGCAUCUUCUUUAGAACAAUGUGGAUUAAAAAAUCACUUGGAAGAAAAGAAGAAAAAAGAAGAACGACAAAAGCUGCUCCAAAAAACGAGAUCAAAGAAAGUAAAAACAGUAGAUGACCAACAAUAUGAUACAAACUCGUUGUCUGGAAUCUGGAGGAUGUUGGAUGCGGCAUCGAUGAAUGAUUUUCCUAUUACUCAACAUGGCUACAAUUUUUAUGAGGAUAAUAAAACUUGGUGUUUUCUUCGUCCAACAGACAUCGCAAUGAGUAUUUCAAGGGUUAAAGAAGAAAUUGAUGAAAUAAUGGAGGAGAUGGAAGCAGCAACACCAAAAUUUUUCGACAAAUUAAAGACUUUUAAUGCAUUUCAAGACAAUGUGUCAGAUACUGUAGAUGCAAACAGAUAUGAAGGUUCAAACUUUUUCUCUUCAAUUUUCACAAAAAAGCUGCCUGAUACUGAGAAGCCAGGUCAAAAAUAUCCAAGUAAACCAACGAAUGAACGUUAUUAUGACUUUACUAACUCAAACGUAGGGUUUGCAUUAAUUUUUAACCAAGUGAAAAUAAAAGGAGAGUCAGAAAGGAAAGGAUCAGAAAAAGAUGCAAAAGAUCUAGCACAAGUUUUAAAUGAGAUUGGUUUCACAGUGAGAAUUUGUACAGAUUUUUCGUCAAAGGAAAUUUAUCAAAACCUUUAUACUUUAUCACAACAAGACCAUUCUGAUAACGAUUGUUUGUUGAUAACGAUCAUGACUCAUGGAAAGCGUGAUGGCAAAAUAUUUUCUAGUGACGGAGAAAUUUUAGUGAACGAUUUAUGGGAAAAUUUUCUUGGAGACAAAUGCGAGACCUUGAUUGGCAAACCAAAGCUUUUCUUUAUUCAGGCAUGUCGUGGCACAUCUACAGACCCUGGAAUUCUUCUGAAACCAAAGCCACCAAUAAGAGCUGCUACUUUGGCCGAUACAGUAGAUGCAAAAGCAGUUAAGGAAGAAUUUUUUGUUCUUCCUACUUUAGCAGAUCUUUUAGUCAUGUAUUCAACAGCUGAAGGAUUUUAUUCUUUUAGAAAUCCUAAAGAUGGUUCAUGGUUCAUUCAGGCUCUCUGUGAAGAGCUGAGAGAGAACUCUCAUGAAGAAUUAAUGACAAUAUUAACAGGUGUCAACCGUCGGGUUGCAUUUGCCAAACAAUCAUAUGUUCCUCAUAUCCAUGAACUUGAUGCAUCUAAACAAAUGCCAAUUAUUCAAUCAAUGCUUACAAAAGGAUAUACUUAUAAUGAAUUGAGGGUGUUAAAAGAAAAAGUUGAAGAUGUGUUUUAUAAAAAUAACUGUGAAAAAGCUGGAAGAGCUAUAAUAUUCAAUCAAAUUGAAUUUGAUGAACAUGAUCAUCGAUUGGGUGCUUAUAAGGAUAGCGACAACUUAAAUACAGUAUUGAAAAGUUAUGGAUUAGAAGUGGAAACACAUACUGAUGCCACUAAUGAAGAAAUCGAUGAGAAAUUAAAAUUAGCAUCUCGAGAUGAUUACUCUGCAUACAAUUGUUUAAUUGUUAUCAUGAUGUCUCAUGGAGAUGAAAACAAAAACAUCUUUACAAGAGAUGGUUCAGUUGAAGUAGAUUCACUAUGGAAAUUUUUUACGGGCGAUAGAUGUCCAACUCUUUGUGGAAAACCAAAAUUGUUUUUUAUUCAAGCUUGUCGUGGAUCGACACCUGACUUUGGUGCAUUAAUAGAGGAGCAAAAGCGAUUUAAUAAAAAUCAAAAGGAAUCGUUGCAAAGCAAUACGGUGAGUGCACAAAGUGUUCCGAUUAUGGCAGAUAUUCUAGUCAUGUUUUCAAGUGCUGAUGGAUUUCCUUCAUUUAGAGAAGUAAACUAUGGCUCAUGGUUCAUAGAAGCACUGUGUGAGGAGUUAAAAGCAUAUUUAAAAAAUAAUACAAUUCAAGAUGUUGAUUUAAUGUGGAUUUUAACUGGUGUGAAUAGAUAUGUAGCAUUUUCAAAAGAAGCUUAUGAUCCAGAAGGAGAUUCACAUGGUCACAAACAAAUGCCAGUUAUUAUGUCAAUGCUGACAAAAAUAUUUUAUUUCAAUAGAUCACAUAUGAAAUUGACUUGUGAAUUAAAUGGAAGUCAUUAAUUGUUUUUUUCAAUUGGAAUAUCUAAAAUAUUAUUUUUCAUUUAUGUAUAUUAAUUAUUUAAUAAA